GGGCGCUCCGGGCACACCUGGCUCCCCAGGCACAGCCACCCCGCCCCCCUUACGGCUCUGGGAGGCCAGGUAGAUCCUGGGCGGGGUUUUUCGGACACAAGUGCUGGAAGUUCAGAUUUCUGAGUGAGGAGUCGACCUCAGGGGAGGGAGCACCCUCAUCUGCUCGCUGAGCAACCAGGUAGGCGGCUCCCCGGAUUCCUGCAGCCAGAACCAGCCAUGCUCAUCAGUCAGGCGCCUUUCUUCUUCCCCAUGGCCCACUUCCUCCUCUUUGUCUUCACGGCUUCCACCGUAUUUCACCUUCAGCAGCGGCUAGCGAAGAUUCGCCCCGCAUGGGACUUUGAGACGCUGGUUUUGGCGAGGACGGAACACCCCACGAGCCAGCCGCCCAGGGGCAUGUGGACGAUCAAUGCCAUUGGCCGUCUGGGGAACCAGAUGGGGGAGUACGCCACCCUGUACGCCCUGGCCAAGAUGAACGGGCGGCCGGCCUUCAUCCCGGCCGCGAUGCACAGCACGCUGGCCCCCAUCUUCCGAAUCAGCCUCCCGGUCCUGCACGACACCACGGCCAGCAGGAUCCCGUGGCGGAACUACCACCUGAACGACUGGAUGGAGGAGCGCCACCGCCGCAUCCCGGGGGAGUACGUGCGCCUCACCGGCUACCCCUGCUCCUGGACCUUCUACCACCACCUGCGAGACGAGAUCCUGCAGUUCACCUUGCACGACCACGUGCGGGAGGACGCCCAGAAGUUUCUGCGGGGCCUGCGGGUGAAUGGGAGACAGCCGAGCACCUUUGUGGGGGUCCACGUGCGCCGGGGGGACUACGUGCGCGUCAUGCCGCAGGUGUGGAAGGGCGUGGUCGCCGACCGGGGCUACCUAGAGCAGGCCCUGGACUGGUUCCGGGCCCGCUACGACUCCCCCAUCUUUGUGGUCUCCAGCAACGGCAUGACCUGGUGUCGGGAGAACAUCAAUGCCUCCCGGGGGGACGUGGUGUUCGCCGGCAAUGGCAUUGAGAACUCCCCCUCCAAGGACUUUGCGCUGCUCAUGCAGUGUAACCACACCAUCAUGACCAUUGGGACGUUCGGGAUCUGGGCCGCCUACCUCGCGGGGGGAGAGACCAUCUACCUGGCCAAUUACACCCUGCCCGACUCCCCCUUCCUCAAAGUCUUUAAGCCAGAGGCAACCUUCCUGCCCAAAUGGAUUGGGAUCAACGCAGACCUCUCCCCACUACUCAAGCACUGAUGUUAGGCGACCCUUGGCACCUCCUCCUUCACUGGCUCCAAGACCAGUUCCCAAGGCAUGAGGAGCACAUUGUUAUGUGUACCAGGACACUUCCAUCUUGCAUCAGAAGUCACUGACCUGUUUAAAUAACCUAUUUAUGUGUCUCAUGCAACAGGACCAGAGGUUGGUACAUCUCUGGGAUUAGUUAAGUCAGCAGCCCAGCAAUGUCAUCGGUGACCCCAGUUCCAUCCAUCUUGUUCAACUGCCAUCAACUCCUCUCAGACUGGCUCCCUCAUGGUCCCAGAAGGGCUGCCACAUAGCCAGGUGUCACAUGCAGACAACCUCUUCAUGAGGCAGCAAAAAAGAACUUCGUUCUUGGGUCCCUUUUGAAGAGUGAGAGAAAGAUUCCAAAGCCCUCCAGCCCCUGCCACCACCCCUCCCAGCCCCGCAUAUCUUAUUGACCGGAAGUGUGUCACAUGCCCACCUGAUCCAUUAAAGGGCAAGGUGAGUAAGACCCUGGGAUUGGCUUAGCUUCAGAUCAAUAUAUCUUUGCCCCUUCCAGCUGGGGAGUUGAUCAGCCUCCUCUGAAAGACGUGGAGGCUUGCGGAAAGAAAACAGGUGCUCUUAACAAGGAAGAAGGUGCUACACAAAACAGAGAAGCCCUGAAUUGUGUGAGUUGUUCACUACACAAAGGCAUUUGGCCAAGGAGGCAGGUGGGGCUCUAAGAGAGUCAACAACCUACUCUCCAAGCCAUGUGUUCCUGGGACUGUGUCCACCCAGAGUCAGUUCUCUGACUGACAGUUCUCACUGUUUUCUAAUUAGUCUGCCCAGACCAGAGACCUUUUCUCCAGUUUUUACAAGAGCGCCACCCUAUUGGCCAGUAGCUGGUGUGCAUCUAAGACCUCCCACCCCAAUUCUGCAACCCUGGAUUCCUAGGGCUUAGGAUGAUUACUGGUGAGAACUCAAGAGACCAGCACAGCUCAGUGAACUUGAAGAGAGUCCAUUUGUUCUUUGUAAAUGUCUGUGGUGGUUCACCUAACAGACAGGAUCUCCGCUAGCAAAGGUUGGGUUAACAAAUCAUAGUGGCUUGAAAUGACAGCAAUUUAUUAUUUCCCACAAUCCUGUACGUCAGCUGGGUGUCUCUCUGCUCCAUGGAGUGUUGGCUGAGGCCUCAUGCAGCUGCGUUUUUGUGGAGUUCAGGUGCAGCAUCCCCUCGGUCAUCAGCAUCAUGGAGGCAGCCCCCAUGCUAUGAGGAAGCCCAACCCCACUCCGGGGCCACGGGUAGGUGCUACAAUCAGCAGCCUUAGCUGAGGUCAACUUCAAGUCGUUCAGCGUAGGCAUCAGAUAUGAUUCCACAUGUUGUUUAAGUCAGCCUAGCAUCCCGCUGAGGUUCCUGACAACAUGUUGCAGAGAGGAGCCCUAUCUCCAUUCCUGAUUCACAGAGUCUGUGAGCAUAACAAUAUGAUUGUUUGAUGCUAUGAAGUUUUGGGGCCGUCUGUGAUACAGCCAGAGAUAAACGAACUAAAUAAAUGAUUCUCUAUAUUUGCAGACACUUUCAUGACUUUGGCACAACCUAGGCAAAACUUGAACAUCCCCACCUCACUUGAGAUCACACGUGCAAAGGCCCUGUGGCAGGGGGAUUCCAGUUAUACAUGAGAGCGGAACCAGGCCAGUGUGGCUGAAACACAUGGAGACAGAGGUGGGAGAGAAGUGAACAGGGUUGACGUGAAAGGCCUUGUGGACCAUGGCAAGGACUUUGGGUUUUAUUCUAAGACCAAGGGGAAGCCAC
Zalophus californianus (California sea lion) is the source of this 3004-nucleotide messenger RNA. RefSeq names its product fucosyltransferase 2 (gene FUT2). Lineage: Eukaryota; Metazoa; Chordata; Mammalia; Carnivora; Otariidae. Bases 217 to 1236 code for a protein of 339 amino acids. The transcript has 2 exons. The record is from RefSeq and is a predicted model, not a curated record. Gene Ontology annotation, biological process: carbohydrate metabolic process. Gene Ontology annotation, molecular function: galactoside 2-alpha-L-fucosyltransferase activity. Gene Ontology annotation, cellular component: membrane.